UUCAGAGUGGAGAAGACAGUUCUCAGGAAAGGUUCCACCUUGGAUUCAAAUUAGAAUAAUGGAAUAUCUGAUAAUAAUAAUGAAUACAAUAUCAUGAUACAAUGUGCAACGUGUGAUAAGGUCAUUUGAAGUACAAUUCGUGAAGUAACUAACAGUGGAAAUUAGUCUACAGUUUUUCAAGUGUUAAAAGUACAGUCUGUGCAUUUCGUCGGUUACAAAGUGAAAUUCAAGACGCAAAACCGUUUUCUACUAUACACAUUUUGUGUUAGCAAAAAGUGAGCAAACUUACAUCAGCAAACAUAAAAAAGUUUUAUCCAAGCCAAACAAAUUUUCACCUGCAUCGAAAUGAGUUCCAAUUCUCUGUUCGAAACCGAGGAAGAUGUCGCUCAGGCCAACAAGCUGUCCAGAAAAGUCAAGGAAUCCCCAUUUAUGCUAGUGGGUAUUGCCGGAUUCGUGGCCGCCGGUUUGGUUGGAGCCUACAAAUAUCGACAUCGUGGAACCAUGAGCACCAGUGUCUUCCUGAUGCAGCUGCGUGUGGCCGCCCAGGGAACCGUCGUCGGGUGUUUGACCGCCGGACUGGCCUAUACCAUGGCGAAGGAAUACCUGCUCCACGAAGAUACUAAAAGCAAUACUAAGCCAGUCGACUAAGAAAAUAUCAGUCCUGCCUAUUUAUAAUGAGAUCAUAAAAUACCAAACUAGCAAAAGCAUUUUUGGGUGAACCGCAAGAACACCACCAAAAAGUAUUAGCCACAUGGUUCUUCCUCCACCACAUCCUUGUGUAAUUAAGUUUUAGGUUUACGCAAUAAAGUUCGAUUUUACCAAAAAAAA
Molecule: messenger RNA, 828 nt
Organism: Drosophila eugracilis
Lineage: Eukaryota; Metazoa; Arthropoda; Insecta; Diptera; Drosophilidae
Product: HIG1 domain family member 1A, mitochondrial
Exons: 2
Coding region: 346-648 (100 amino acids)
Biological process (GO): mitochondrial respirasome assembly
Cellular component (GO): mitochondrion
Source: RefSeq, a predicted model, not a curated record